AAUCAUAGUCACCACGCAUCUGCCAAGAUGUAAAGGACUUAGAUGAUGAUGAUUUAGAUAACUUCAAGUUAUUUAACCAAAACACGCAUUUGUACAUGUAUAAAUUAGCAUAAUAACUACAGUAAAAAUGGAAGAAUGUUUUUCUUGUAAAUGUUGCUUGUUCAUCAAACCGGUUCAAAUAAAAAUUAAAUGAGCAAAUAAUUACGUUGCUUGAAAUUCAUAAUACACGACAGAGAAUAAUAUCUUUGGAUAAUCUCUAUAAAUAAUGCCAUAUUAUAACGACAUUAGAAACGUUUAACUAACGAAUUUUAAGAAAACUUAUAUCCCGGAACUCGAGUCGAAUAGUUUAUACAUUAACUGCGAAUCAUAAUUCAACUACAACAUUUAUAUAAAUCGCAAAAUAUAAAGAUAAGAAAUAACAUUAACACACAGCAAUCAAAUCUGAACUCUAUUGUAUAUGUUUGUAAUUAAUGUACUGCUUACAGUUUAGAAGAUUUCUAUGUAAAUGUAGUUUGAAAAUAUCUUUUAUCAAACUCUAUGUCUAUCUCUACGAAUAUCUUCAACAACAAGAAAUCGAUCCCCAAAAAAUCCUACACGUUGCUAUGCUAGACAUAUAUGUUAUGUCUACAUUAUCUUCUUCAUCGGAACUGCGUAGACAUGCAGUUGUCCGUGAUCAUUGUGACCUAGGUCUACAACUCUGUGCUAAAAAAGUGUUAAAGUGUUAAUAUUAUUUUGCAUUAAGAGUACUUUUCUUAUUCUUAACAUACCAAGAUCAAACAAAAUUUUUUGUAUUCUUAAUACUUCUCAUCCAUCUUGUCUUUAUUCUAUCCCAAUAGUAUAUUUAGAAUAAAAAUAUCAUUAUAAAAUACAAAGGUCUUGAAAAUAAUCGUAUUAAAAGUAUUGGGAUUUCAUGCAUCAUUCAGAGAUUAAUUGCGCACUUGCCUAUCCUAAUUAUUUUUACAAAUUAAUAAAAAUCUUUUCUUGUCGUUCUUUCACCGUACAUAUUCUUUGCUUUUCAGAUAAAAACUGCAGAAUGAAACUACGCCCUUUUCCAUAAUUCGUUAUUCGCGCUUUGCUUACAAGGAAAAGUAAAGAAAAGUCAAAUUAUUUUUGCUAAGUCUCGACGCAUCAAUAAUUUAACGAUGUGUAUACCAAGUAAGAAACUACUUCGUGUUUCGUACUUCUGCUUGUUGCUUCGUACUCGGCGUCUCACGGAAAUUCAACGAAAAUUCUCACGAAUUGCGAUAUAAAGCAGAGCUAUAAUUCAACGUUCCAACGACUGCUCGAGCUUAUUAUAGACAAUCGUAAGCUGAAAAGUCCUAAUGACGAGAUCAAUUCUACACGGUGUAAUUUACAUAAAAAUUGUAUCAGUAAUGAAAUGCCAUAUGACCCAUAUAUUAAUUCUACAAAGAACGAGAAAAAGAAUGAUGAUUCGGAACAAUAUGAAUCUCGUAGACAUAUCACAAAAGAUUAUGAUGAAAAGAAUAGAAGGUCUUUAGGUGGUAUAAGUUUCAGAGGUGGCAAAAGUAUCAAAAGUGUCACGGAAUUAUCCACCGAAAGUGUCACGGAAUUACCCACCGAAAGUGUCACGGAAUUACCCACCAAAAGUGUCACGAAAUUACCCACCAUGAAACUACGCAGCGACAUUGAUAAUUGCACAAGAUUCUGCUGUCCUCCAUAUCAUUACAUGUCGAUAAGCGGCAAAUGCAUUAAUGGAACCAAUUACAAUUAACCAAUAUUGUACAAAAUAAACGAUACAGAAAUGUGCAAAAUCACUUAUGAUCCAUGCUCUGAAAGAGGAUUUGAACGCCGUUUUGCCAAUAUUUCUAUCAUCGAUAGAAUUUUGUACGAAGAUCUCAACAAAUAUAAUUUAUCAAUAUUAAACUUCUGCUUGGCCACUAUGUAUUCGAAUAUGCUUCACAAUGAUAGCAUUUAUCAUAUGUUGCACUAAUGAUGAUGAAUCUAAAUAUCCGGUAUAUCUAUCUGUGUGUCUCCUAGUUUCUUUGCCGUUUCUGCUGUUGACAUUCAUAGUAUAUACUGUAUUGCCAGAACUUCAAAACGUACAUGGAUAUACAUUACGUGCACACGUUGUCUCAUUAUUUAUCACAUAUGUAUUUAUGUUUUGUGGUACAAAAAUUUCUAAAUUAGAAGAAAUUGCUGACAUAAACAUAUGUUGCAUUAUAAUAGCUUAUGUUUAUCAUUUCUUCUUUUUAUCGAGUUUUUUCUGGCUAAAUGUAAUAUGCUUCGAUAUUUGGUGGACAUUCAGAAAAAUCCGUUUGUGUCGAUUAAAUAUGAAGCAAGUGAAAAAGAAGUUUGUGAUAUAUUCGAUCUAUGCAUGGGGUGUUCCUUUGAUCUUUACCAUUUUCUGUGCCAUUAUGGAUAAUGUUUGUGGGAUUUUAGAAAAUUGGAAGCCUGAAAUAUGUGUAGACAAAUUUUGGUUUGGUUCUAAGAAGGCAAAAACGCUAUAUUUUUACGUACCUAUUUUGGCUACUGUCAUCAGUAAUAGUUUCUUCUUUAUCGCUACAACUGUAUCAAUUAUUCAUCAAAUUAUACGUUCAACCAAUCAUUUAAAAACAUCAGAUAACAAGAGUUACAAUAAAAAUAAGCACAGGAUUAAAUUGUUUGUAAAGCUGUUCGUGAUGAUGAUUUAUGGUGGAAUAAUCUGGAUUAUAGAAGUAAUAGCGUGGAAGAACACCGAAGAUUAUUCAUUUGUUUUGUAUCCUACAGAUAUGUUAAAUAGUUUGCAAGGUGUCAUUAUUUUUGUUAUAUUCGUAUAUAAUAAUAAGACGAAACAAUUGCUACUAAAACGAUUUGGCGGGCAAUCGUGCGGUCCAUUUUGUAUGGUUCCAGCAUACAAGGAUACCACGACGUCGAAUAUCACUUCCACAUUGACAAUGGAAUCCUCGCGAGAAAUCGAUUCAUUUAAUCAACAGUCAAGUGUGUAGAAUUUUAAGGAUGUUUAAGCAAAAUGCAAGAAUACAGAAUACGAGCUAAAAGUUAUCGUAAUUACAAAAUAGUAAAAUUUUUAUGUUUUUAUCCCUCUUUCUUCCUAAUAAACAACCAAAAA
Molecule: messenger RNA, 3067 nt
Organism: Solenopsis invicta (red fire ant)
Lineage: Eukaryota; Metazoa; Arthropoda; Insecta; Hymenoptera; Formicidae
Product: G-protein coupled receptor Mth2
Exons: 5
Coding region: 1923-2945 (340 amino acids)
Biological process (GO): G protein-coupled receptor signaling pathway; cell surface receptor signaling pathway
Cellular component (GO): membrane
Molecular function (GO): G protein-coupled receptor activity
Source: RefSeq, a predicted model, not a curated record